AUGAGAGUUAUCAAUGAAAACAUUGAAUUACAAGAAGUGAUGGAAAGAUCGGAUGUAAGAGAAGAGUCGGUAAGAGUAUCACAAGUGAUAAGAAGUGGAGAUUUUGAUAGCGUUUCACUAAUUGUCCACAAAUUGAGUAAAAAAGUAAAUCGGAAGACAAUAUUAGUGAAUGAGUUAUCGUUUUUGGUGAACAGAAGUGAAUGUUUGGGUUUAUUGGGAACCAAUGGUUCGGGAAAGACAUCAACCUUUAGACUACUCACAGGAGAUCUGGACUCAGACUCCGGUAACGCAUACUUGGGCUCAGACGCAGACCUGAGGGUAAAGACACAGAAAUAUUUCUCACGAAUCGGUUAUUGUCCACAAAAUGACGCCCUUUUGGAUCCGUUGACAGGAAUACAAACUCUUGUAUUCUUUGCCAGAAUUCGUGGUCUCGAGAGACAGACUUACGACACAUUCAUUACAAACAUAAUAAAUAAGUUUGAAAUGAAAGCAAUAAUCAACAAAAAGGUUUCCACUUAUAGCGGAGGUAACCGUCGAAAGCUGUCUCUGGCGGCGGCACUGAUGGGCACUCCCGGGCUAUUACUGCUCGACGAACCCACUAAUGGUGUCGACCCCUUCUCUCGGCUCAAAAUAUACAGAAUAUUAAAUGAUUUAAUGAUUUCAUCAAACAUUUCAAUACUCUUAACGUCUCAUAAUAUGAUUGAAUGCCAGAUAUUAUGCAAUCGUUUGGCGAUUCUCUCGAAAGGUGUCAUAAAAACUAUUGGAUUCACUGAUGAACUGAAAACUAGAUAUGCCGUAGGAUUUGAUAUCAUUGUUAAAGUGAAUAGAGAUUCAAAUGAAGAAAUCAUUGAAACACUGAAAAGUCGGAUGAGACAAAUAGGACUAUUUGGUGUCAAACUCUUCGCUACAACAGUCGGCGAUGCUAUGGGUUGGGCAGCGGCUGCAGUGGGCGCGAUGUCGGGGGUGGGGGUCACAGCGGGACCAGUAAUUGGCGGAAUUGCGGUGAUCACACCAUUGGCAGCUACGCUGACCGGCGGGGGUGUUUCGGGUGCUUUAGGUUUCCGAGAGGAACUUCUCCUUCAACGAGCUGUAAACCACUGCUGUCUUGUCCUUAACCUUAAUCGCUGUCGCUUUGGUCUUAAAGGCGCCGGCACUGGCCUUCUGUCCCAUCCAUUCCUUGGUUUUGUCCGAAAUGAUCAUUUGUCUCGCCUUCUUGAGAGCGGGCGCCGGUGUUGUAGUUGUCGUUGUCGAUGGAGUGGUGGUCGAGAACUAUAUGUGUUUGACUCGUCGUACGAACCCAUACCGAAGUCCCCGUCGGCGGCAAACUUAAGCACUUUGUCCUCUUCUUGCGAUUCACCCGAUGUUUUGCUUUUUCUUUUGGCCAAAGACUUGGUCUCUGCCGCCUCUUCUUCCUCUUCAUCUUCCGCUUCAAUCAUCACUUUCUUAGAGCGGCUGCUUUACGUGAGAUGGAUGUUCGUUGUGAUAGAUGUGAUUGUAUUGGUGUCCAUAAUGUGGAAGGCGUACAUGUUUUAUGAUAUUCAAAAACAUAAGAAGCAAAAAGUGACUGUAUCAGUGAAGCCUUUUACGACAACUAAGAAAGAAAAUAUUUAA
Medioppia subpectinata is the source of this 1611-nucleotide messenger RNA. The record is from the annotation of a GenBank genome assembly. NCBI's taxonomy places the organism in Eukaryota, Metazoa, Arthropoda, Arachnida, Sarcoptiformes, Oppiidae.